This is a messenger RNA of Danaus chrysippus (African queen), 1119 nucleotides long. Lineage: Eukaryota; Metazoa; Arthropoda; Insecta; Lepidoptera; Nymphalidae. The record is from the annotation of a GenBank genome assembly.
AUGAAGUUUGCAGUACCAAGAAUAUGGAGGGAGCCCACUAAUCACAUCAGUGAUUGCUACUUUUGUCUUGUCAAUCCACGUAAGCGUCGGGCUGGCAAAAAUGCCAAAAAGAUUCAGUACCCAGAAUUGCCAUCAACAACCGCUCCGGUACCCCACAGUGAACAUUUUCCUGUGCCUUCUCGUUCCAAUUUGAAGGAAGAGCUCCCGCUAUCACAAGAUUGUAGUAGUAGCGAAGGCAGCGAAUUCUUAAUCAAAUCAGUGUCUGUUGAACCACAUCUUAUUAAUUCAGAAGAGUUUAAUGAUUUAGUAAGAGACUUAAACCUACCUAAAAUUAAAGCAGAAAUAUUAGCUUCACGGCUAAAACAGUGGAAUUUGCUCAAGCAGGAUGUUAAUAUAAGUGAUCAAAGAAAGCGUCAUGAAAUAUUUUCUGGAUUUUUUACAAAGAAAGACGGACUGUGUUAUUGCAAUGACGUGAAAGGUUUAUUUGAUGCGAUCGGAAUCCCUUGUGUUUCUUCUGAGUGGCGUCUUUUCAUCGACAGCUCUACAAAAAGUUUAAAAGCAGUCCUCCUUCACAAUGGAAAUAAAUUUCCAUCACUACCUUUGGCUCAUUCUGCAAUGCUCAAAGAAAAUUACGAAAGCGUUAAAAUGGUGCUUCAAACUUUAAAGUAUGAAGAGUAUGCUUGGCCAGUUAUAGGGGAUUUCAAGAUGGUAGGUUUUCUGGUGGAUGUAUGCAGUGAAACGAAUCUACGCAACGCGGAGAUUUUCAAAGGCGUUAUAUUCUGCAAGAACUGCUCUCACCGAAUCUUCGAGGAUUUGUCUUCCACGAGGAAGAAAGUCAGGCCAAAGAGGAAUAGAAACGAAAACAGAGUUAUUGAGAUGGCGCAGAAUAUAACUAGCAGUUCGGAAAAAUCGAGAGAAGACAGUUCGCCCCAAAUGAAUUUUAUAGCCAAAAGAUCAAAAAGUUUAUGUAUAACCGAUGGUUCAGAUACGUCUGGUGAACUGCCUUUAAGCAGUUUCGAUUCCGAAAACUCCAAGCAGUUGAAAACUCAAGAAGAAGAUUCUAGCAAGAAGUUCACUAGUGAGCGUUGUUAUGAGCCACGAAAGGACAACGUAAGAUAA